AUAGACAAAUCAAGGGACCCAGAUUCGCCUGUCCUAUCUGAUGUCUCACAGCCACCUCCUUUAAUUCAUUUUAGGACGCAGACAUUCUGACGAAGAAUCCAACACAGAAAAAAGCCCUUCUAUUUUCCUCAGUCUUUCUUUUCUUUUCUCUCUCUUUGUGUUUUUUAACCGUUUUCAACAGCAAUAGGUAACUGCCAGCCCAAACAAACAUGUCGUCGCACCACCUCUCAGAACCAGACUCCACCACCGAUUCGCUAGCGUCCUCCCCAAGCUCAGAACACCAUGCUCCUCAUGAUUCCCAUGCACGUGUACGGAUCAUGUGCAGUUUCGGUGGCAAUAUCCUCCCCCGUCCGCAUGAUAAUCAGCUUCGUUACGUCGGCGGUGAUACACGCAUCGUAGCCGUCCAUCGCUCCACCUCCUUCUCGGCGUUCCUUACCAAACUAUCCAGACUCUCAGGAAUUGGCAACGUGAGUGUUAAGUAUCAGCUUCCUAAUGAGGAUCUUGACGCUCUGAUUUCAGUGACAACCGACGAAGAUCUCGAGAACAUGAUUGAAGAAUACGAUCGCUUAGCACAGAAUCAGAACCCAAGGUUAGCUCGGCUGCGGCUUUUUCUUUUCUCCAAAGGCGAUGACUCACGAACCAGUAGCAUCAGCUCGCUUUUAGACGGCUCGGUUAAUCGUGAACACUGGUUCUUCGACGCGCUUAACGGUGGGCCCAACGCUUCUGGGCUCGAACGUGGCCGUUCCGAGGCUUCCUCGAUUGUGUCUGAAGUGCCGGAUUAUUUAUUUGGGUUGGAAAAUUCCGAUGAGGCCCAACCUCGUGACCUGAAAUCCAAGACACGUCAGCUGGUGCAUGAGAAUGUCUCGGUUUCGGACCCGGGUUCUCCUGCCCCGGUUGUUUCAUCUUCUCCCUUUUGUUCCACGUCAUCAGCUCCUAUUGUACCUUCUAUGCCGGAUCUUCCACCAGUAAAAACUAAACCCGAUAACCCUGAACCGGUUUUGGAGUCAAAUCAGAGUCAAACAGAGAGUUUUGUGGAGCAACCUGUUUCGCAGCCAACUGGUUAUUCGGGCAGUCCUAUGUGGCAUUAUGUUGCGGAUUCUCAUUACUCUGCUCCUCCCGUACCGCAAAUACCAGUUUAUUAUGUUCCGGGUCAUGUUCAACCCGGAAACCGUCAGGUCCAACCACUUCAAAUUCGGGCACAGUAUGUCCAGCAGUACCCAAUAUCAGCGGGUCAAAUGCCCGUUGGGUAUCCUCAGCCGGUUCCUGGUGUAGGUCAAGUAUACAGGCCGGUUGCUCCCGUGGAUCCUUAUGACCCAGCUUUAAGAAUGGCUCCUGACGGGGUGAAACAACAAGUAUAUUAUGGAGUUAGAAAUGCGGGUCCGGUUCCAGUUUACCCUGGAAUGGUGGUCCCGGGUGGGGAGGAAAUGGGUAGAAGUGGUUCGGAUACGACACCAGGCAGGAUCUCCCAAUCAGGACAGUAAGUGUUGGGCACUUACAUAGCAAUAAUGGCAUGGUAAUUAUGUUUAUCCUUCUUUACUAUGGUUUGUUUUGAUGUUGAAGAGUGAUGAUUACUGGAUUGUCAUUACCUGUUUUUGGCUUGAAACUGUGACUGGGGUUUUGAAUCAAAGUGUAUAGAAAAACACAAAGUGUGCUUAAAUUAUAUAUGUUUUUAUUGUUUUCUUAAUUUGUACAAUGCUGUUCAUCUACUUGAGAAUCCACAAGACCAAAGAUAUAUACUGA
Messenger RNA from Theobroma cacao (cacao), 1740 nucleotides. Its product is annotated as Octicosapeptide/Phox/Bem1p family protein. Gene Ontology annotation, molecular function: protein binding. The record is from RefSeq and is a predicted model, not a curated record. NCBI's taxonomy places the organism in Eukaryota, Viridiplantae, Streptophyta, Magnoliopsida, Malvales, Malvaceae.